AUGUUUGGAGGGAAUAAGGCCCAAAAGAAGGAGUUGCCCAAGAAGGCUAUCGUGGAGUUGAGAGAACACAUUCAGAUGCUCAAUAAGAAGAGAUCACAUUUGGAGGGCCAAAUCGCUGACCAAGAUGCCUUGGCUCGUAAGCACAUUCUGACUAACAAGGCGCUAGCCAAGAAUGCUUUAAAGAGAAAGAAGGCAUAUGAAAGCAACUUGAUGAAGAUAGAGAAUCAAGUCGACUCGUUAGAGACCCAGUUGACUGCGAUUGAAGGUGCCAACUUGAACUUAGAAACCAUGAAGGCAAUGAAGCAAGGUGCUCUGGCCAUGAAACAAAUCCACGGCGAGUACGAUGUCGAUAAGGUUGAAAGCACGAUGGAUGACAUAAGAGAGCAAGUUGAAUUAGCUGACGAAAUCAGUGAAGCCAUAUCCAGACCAGUGGGAGGCGAGUACAUCGACGAAGAUGAGUUGGACGAAGAAUUGGCUGCCUUACAAGAAGAAGCUAAUGAAGAGAAGGCACAGAAGGUUAAGGCACCUUCUCAGCCAGCACAACCCGUACGUCAAGAAUUACCAGACUUCCCAAUGGUCAGCAAGACCAAGCCUACAGAAGUCGAGGAAGACGAGGACGAGGAAGCUUUAAGGGCAUUGCAAGCUGAAAUGGGGCUAUAA
Molecule: messenger RNA, 660 nt
Organism: Dujonia railenensis
Lineage: Eukaryota; Fungi; Ascomycota; Pichiomycetes; Serinales; Debaryomycetaceae
Source: the annotation of a GenBank genome assembly